This is a messenger RNA of Oryza sativa Japonica Group (Japanese rice), 1349 nucleotides long. Lineage: Eukaryota; Viridiplantae; Streptophyta; Magnoliopsida; Poales; Poaceae. The record is from RefSeq and is a predicted model, not a curated record.
AGCGGAGAAUGCUCCCCCCACAAGUGUGGGCUUGCUUCGCAUGAGUAAGCCAGAAUGCCGUACUGAGCUAUGCUGCCAUGCAGCAGCAGGUUGUGUGGCUGCAGGGAGCCGCCGCCGCCGCCGACGCCGCCCUCUCGCACCGUCUUCGCCGCCGCCGGCCGCCGCCGACGCCCCAAGGUCAAUAGAACCAUGGCCCAUUUUUCCCCAAGACAAACUUAGACCAUGGCCGGCCCAUUUGAACUUUCAGCCCACACUCCACUCUGCCAUGUUCUUUUUUCCUUUUCUCUUCUUCUCUCUCAUUUUCUCAGCAACGCAAUCCUGUUGGUCUCUAUCAAACCAAAGAGCUUAGUAGCUUGCGAUGGUAUCGUCAACAUGAAUAUAUGAUCGAUUAUUAUGCUGUUCAUUCAUGUUUGGCUGAAUCUCAAAGCCAGAGGUAGGUUUAUUGAUGGUGCUCAACACAUUUCUUCAGAUUUCAGUACACUACUUCAGUUCAGCCCUCUUAUCUGUAUCCGGCACUUAUCUUUUGUCUCAUCUCAAUCCUCUUGGUUAAUGUAGAAAGAAAACAGAACGUAAAUUUGUUUUUUUUUCUUUUGGUUUAUCGGUAUACAUUUGGGACGUAAAGCAUCUGAAAAAAGAGAUUCCAUUUCCCAGUUCUGAUACCAAUCUCUGCAGGUAAAGCUUCUGAAAAAAGGCAUGAACAAUAAAAGAAACACAAUAGCACUCGCACCAUAAAUAAAACAGUAAGUAUGUGGCAUGAUGUACAAGUACAACAGACUACUACAUCAACUGAAAAGACUGAAUUGGUGAAUUCUCUCUUCUUCUCAGAAGCUGCUCAUAAGAAGUUAUGAGUGAGAGGAAGAGGACUCAAAUCGAUGGAGGGCAAGGGAGCAGCUGCAGCAGUGGCUCUCUGCUGCAUUCUCAUCCUGCUGUCAGGUGAUCAGCUUCAUCAGGUGGCUGCCAUGUCCAAGUUCUGCAGAUGCUACUUGCAGUGCUACCCUGACUGCAGGAAGAGCCUGCCUCGGUUCAUCUGCGUGCUCAAAUGCAUCGAUGAUUGCAGCCCCAACAAGAAGAGGAUGGCCGUCGGCGACUGCAACAAAUUUUGCCUGCUCGCCAUCUGCGGCAUGGCGUUGAAUGGGCAAGCUGAUGUUGCAUCUUGCGUAGAUGACUGCACCAAGAACCCAGAUCUACACACCAAGUUCCUUUAAGAUCAUGGGAUUGAUUGAUUCGUACUGUUGUCUGUCAAGAGCAUAUCAACUCUAGCAUAAUGCAUACUACAGAUCUAUAGUCCACUUUUGAGUGUUGAACGAUGAUCAGUGGUAAUAAUAAUAAUAAUCAGCUUAUGUUUGCCA